CUCCUCUUCUGUAUUUCCAUACUCUCUCUCUAUCUCUCCGAAGACAACAACACACUCUCUCUCUAAUAUUCUCUCUCUACAAAUCAAAUCAAAUCCUGAAAUGGCGUCCCCGCGUGAGGAGAGCGUUUACAUGGCCAAGCUCGCCGAGCAGGCCGAGCGCUACGAGGAGAUGGUCGAGUUCAUGGAGAAGGUCGUCAACGCCGUCGACGGCGACGAGCUCUCCGUCGAGGAGCGCAACCUCCUCUCCGUCGCCUACAAAAACGUCAUCGGCGCCCGCCGCGCCUCCUGGCGCAUCAUCUCCUCCAUCGAGCAGAAGGAGGAGAGCCGCGGCAACGACGCGCACGUCUCCGCCAUCAAGACCUACAGAUCUAAGAUCGAGUCCGAGCUCUCCUCUAUUUGCGACGGCAUUCUCAACCUCCUCGACGCCAAACUCAUCGGAUCUGCCUCCAACGGCGAUUCCAAGGUCUUCUACUUGAAGAUGAAGGGCGAUUACUAUCGCUACUUGGCCGAGUUUAAGACUGGAGCCGAGCGCAAGGAAGCUGCCGAGAACACUCUCUCCGCCUACAAAUCCGCUCAGGACAUUGCUAAUACAGAGCUCGCCCCUACUCAUCCGAUCCGUCUCGGCCUGGCACUCAACUUCUCCGUCUUCUACUACGAGAUCUUGAAUUCUCCUGAUCGCGCUUGCAAUCUUGCUAAACAGGCUUUUGACGAGGCAAUAGCUGAGUUGGACACUCUUGGUGAGGAAUCUUACAAGGAUAGCACCCUGAUCAUGCAGCUUCUCCGUGACAACCUCACCUUGUGGACUUCAGAUAUGCAGGAUGAUAAUUCUGAAGAGAUCAAGGAAGCACCUAAGCCCGACAACGAGUAGAAAAGGGUCUUGUGGUUUAGGAUCCUCCCAUCUCGGGCGUCUCUGCUAUUCUCGAUCUAUAUCUGUUGAAGGAAUCAAGAAUUGAUGGUUGUAGCGUGUAGUUAGAGGGUAAUAGUCUGUUUCUUUGGUGAUGUCCAGUUUUAGAUGGGUUUCUCCAUCAUGUGUUUGUGAUCUCUUAUCUUUGAUAACUUUCCUAAAGAUCAAUAUUGGUGUCUUAAUUUGGGUGCA
This is a messenger RNA of Salvia hispanica, 1096 nucleotides long. Its product is annotated as 14-3-3-like protein 16R. The record is from RefSeq and is a predicted model, not a curated record. NCBI's taxonomy places the organism in Eukaryota, Viridiplantae, Streptophyta, Magnoliopsida, Lamiales, Lamiaceae.